This is a messenger RNA of Gavialis gangeticus (Gharial), 678 nucleotides long. RefSeq names its product phosphodiesterase 6G (gene PDE6G). Gene Ontology annotation, biological process: positive regulation of G protein-coupled receptor signaling pathway; positive regulation of epidermal growth factor receptor signaling pathway; visual perception. The record is from RefSeq and is a predicted model, not a curated record. Lineage: Eukaryota; Metazoa; Chordata; Crocodylia; Gavialidae. The transcript is spliced from 4 exons. Bases 188 to 460 code for a protein of 90 amino acids. Gene Ontology annotation, cellular component: photoreceptor outer segment membrane. Gene Ontology annotation, molecular function: cGMP binding; 3',5'-cyclic-nucleotide phosphodiesterase activity.
CAUCCAGAGUGUCUAUAGGACUCCAGGCCAUCGCAGUCGGCGAGCGUGGACUGGAGCUUUGGCCCUCCACGAGCUGCUAGUCCUGUGAACCAGCUGCCCAGGGUGUGACCAGCUGAGCUGCAUCUGAGGAGAAGCUACAACCUGGAGCCAGGGUGACCACGGCAGCCGCCAACUGCCUGCCGCAGCCAUGAGCCUGGAGCCGCCCAAGCCGGAGUACAAGGACUUCAAAUCAGCCACCAGGGUGACUGGCGGGCCAGCCACCCCCAGGAAAGGGCCCCCCAAAUUCAAGCAGAGGCAAACCAGGCAGUUCAAAAGCAAACCACCCAAGAAGGGGGUCCAGGGGUUCGGCGACGACAUCCCUGGCAUGGAAGGAUUGGGCACAGAUAUCACCGUGAUCUGCCCCUGGGAAGCCUUCAGUCACCUGGAGCUCCACGAACUGGCUCAGUACGGCAUCAUCUAGGCAGCGCUCUGGGCGCAGGGCGUGCACCUCUUUUUCUUCCCCCACCCUGCCGCCCACAUAGAUCACGGCCUUGGCUAUGUAGGUAGAGGGAGCUGUGUCUGCACUGCAGCCGCGCCGUAGCCGGAGGAGCUAACCCCAGGCUUGUAGUGAACGAGCCCUGUCCCCCAGGCUUGUAGUGAUCAGAGCGGCUGACAUUAAACUCAGGACGAUCAGUAGGA